Messenger RNA from Lotus japonicus, 860 nucleotides. RefSeq names its product agamous-like MADS-box protein AGL29. Gene Ontology annotation, biological process: positive regulation of transcription by RNA polymerase II. Gene Ontology annotation, molecular function: DNA-binding transcription factor activity, RNA polymerase II-specific; protein dimerization activity; RNA polymerase II cis-regulatory region sequence-specific DNA binding. The record is from RefSeq and is a predicted model, not a curated record. The transcript has 2 exons. Bases 148 to 702 code for a protein of 184 amino acids. NCBI's taxonomy places the organism in Eukaryota, Viridiplantae, Streptophyta, Magnoliopsida, Fabales, Fabaceae.
CUUUCAUAGAAAUGGCAAGUAUGUGAAGCAGUACUGCUCGCUUUUCAAUUGCUGUCUCCGGCACUCCUUUGCGACUCACCAUCCGUUCAAUCAUAUCAUCCGGUUGCCGCUUCUAAUCUGAUUUUUAGGGAAUCCGGUGAAGGAAUCAUGGGUCGAAGGAAGAUUGAGAUUGCACUUGUGAAGGAUCCCAACACAAGGCAGGUCACAUUCUCCAAGCGUAGAUCAGGCUUAUUCAAGAAAGCUCAUGAGUUGUCCAUUUUGUGUGGAUCAGAAGUUGCCAUUGUUGUGUUUUCUCCAGGGAACAAACCUUACUCCUUUGGCCACCCAAGUGUUGAUGCUGUUGCAGCCAAGUUUCUUGAUGAAGAGAGCAAUCCAAAUGAUGAUUCCCAAGAUGGUAGCACUAGUGAUGAUGACUCUUCUACUGAAGUUGUUGUUGAUGUGGAGGAACGGAAUCUACAACUUGCUGAUGUGAUGGCUCAAAUUCACAAGGAGGAAAAGAAGGCUAAGGAACUUGAUGAGACCUUGAAACAACUCCAAGAGGGUCAAGAAUUGGAUGAUUUGUAUGUGGAAGCACGAGGUAUGGUGAGAAAGCGUCUCGAUGAGUUUGAGGUAGCGGAUAGUAUGAUCCUCCUUUCACAGAAACCUGUGGAGGGAAUCACGGCAACAAAACAAGUUGCUAGAAAAAGAAGAAGAAAGAAUUGAUGUUUUGUAAUAUGUUUGCAUCUAAUUUCUCCCUUUUUGCCUGUAACUUGCAUUUUGCCAUAUGAUGGGAGAAAAUAGAAGUUGUGGUGAAUAAUGUGCCUUCUCUAUUGUUGAAUUCCUGACAUUUAAGAGGAAAUAAAAAUAAACUCAUUCUGGAA